Puntigrus tetrazona (Sumatra barb) is the source of this 1421-nucleotide messenger RNA. RefSeq names its product H-2 class I histocompatibility antigen, Q10 alpha chain-like. NCBI's taxonomy places the organism in Eukaryota, Metazoa, Chordata, Actinopteri, Cypriniformes, Cyprinidae. Gene Ontology annotation, cellular component: external side of plasma membrane. The transcript has 6 exons. Gene Ontology annotation, biological process: immune response. The record is from RefSeq and is a predicted model, not a curated record. The coding region runs from base 77 to 1132 and encodes 351 amino acids.
CCUUUUCUCAUUGGUUAAAAAGUCCCCCUCUAUGUCCGUCACUGGUCAGGUCUUUCACGAUCAAAGGCUUUGAGUCAUGGGAACGAGCGUGGCUGUGAAGAUCUCUGCUCUGCUUUGCGUUUUUCUUCUUCAUGGCUCUCCGCCUGUACAAGCAGAGAAGCACUCGCUGUACUACAUUUACACGGCUUUGUCCAAACCGGUCGAUCUGCCGGGCAUCUAUCAGUUCACUGCCACGGGUCUGCUAGACGACAGACAGAUCGACUAUUACGACAGUCAGGAACAGAGGAAGACUCCCAAACAGACCUGGAUGAAGGAGAAACUGCAGGAGGAUUACUGGGUAAAAGGCACCCAGUCGAGAAAGAGCAAAGAACAGUGGUUCAAUGUGAACAUAGGCAUCGUGAUGAAACGCAUGGGGCACAACGAAUCAGAUCUUCAUGUUCUUCAGUGGAGAGUUGGCUGUGAAGCUGAGAAGCAGGGAGAUGGUGUGACGUUUUCCAAAGGCGCUAGCGAGUACGGCUACGACGGGGAGGAUUUUUUGUCUUUUGAUAUAUUAGAGUCUCGGUGGGUCGCCUCAGUCGAUGCAUCUUUACCAACCAGAAGAAAAUGGGACAAUGUACCAAUCCUAAACCAGUACACCAAAGGCUACCUGGAGAGGGAGUGCGUGGACUGGAUCCAGAAAUUCACAGAAUACAGAGACGAGGAGCUCGGCUCCCCUCCAGAAGUUCACGCGUUCGCGAGGAAAUCGACCCGAACCCGGCUGAAACUCACCUGUGCGGUCACCGGCUUCCACCCCGGAGAAGUGACGGUGAUCGUUAGGAAACAUCUCACACCUCUGCCUGAAGAUGAAUCCACAGGAAUCAGACCGAACCACGACGGGACCUACCAGAUGAGGAAGAGCGUGGAGAUCGACAGGGACGAAGAGGCGGAAUACGACUGUGUCGUGAUCCACGAGAGCUCGAAAGACCCGACUAUCGUCAAAUGGGAAGGACUGGAGAAAACUACUCAAUCGCCGACUGCCAGUGCCGCUUACGCUGGAGAACCGUCUGUUUUCGCAGGCGACGCUCCAGGCGGCCGGCCAGCUGUGUUCAUAAUUUCUCUCUCUCUCAUAUAUCUUCUCAUCUGGACAUACUGAAGAGACGCACUCAAGGACACCUUACAGCAGGAGCGGCAAAUCAUUCACUUAUUUCUAAUACAUUAUAAUGAAAAACAGACACAUCUAACUAAUUUCACUGAUUUAUAUGUCAUUUAUAGACGUAUUCAUGCUAUUUCUUUCACUAGACUGAGUAUUAUUAUUUCUUCACACUGCUAGAAUCACAAUCAAGUUGAAUAAUGUCUGCCACUCUUUAAUUAUCUGAAUGAUUAAAUGACUAUAUUUGUAAACGUUUUGAGAUCAGCCAUUAAAACCUAUCUAGCAACCUGUA